CAGCGCGCGCGUACGGUCGCUUCGAAAACUAAAGAGCGCGCCUUCCGCGCGAGAAUAAUAGUAGUAAUAAUACCGGGUGUCGAAUAAAAUACCACUAAAAAAUAAAAAAAAUAACAAGAGCUCCACAGCGAAAUUUACGAGUAAAUACGACCAGAGAAAAACAAAACAAAAGGCGGCGAAGAAGGCCAAGUAGAAGAAGCUUGGUUCUCUGCGUGCGCGGGUGUAUGUGUGCGGCUUUCGGGCGUCUGUGUGUGUUUUGUGCGUAAUUGUGUGCGUGUGUGUGCCAAAGCCAAGAAUCAAAGUGCAAAGCGAAAUUGAAUAAUUUCUCUCUCUUUCACUCGAAUGUGUAACCGAAAUACCCGAAAAAUAAGAAAAUAAUCAAAAGCUGAUAAAGGCCAAGCAAAAAGUGAGAUAGUAAACAAAAAAGGCUGCCUUUUUAAGGCCAAAACAAAAACAAGCCAAUGUUUUGGUUUACGUAACACCGCAUCCUUUGCGAAAAGUCGAAAAGAAAAAAAGCAAAUUGAAUUUGACAAGAAACAAAAAAGUAGCCAUGCAUUUCCUGGGAAAAGUUUAAAAGUUUUCAUCAUUUCCGCACUCUCUUCUUCUUUUCUGCAAUUUUCCCAACCCACUUUUUUUGUUGUUGAUUGAAGCAGCCGCGAAAUGUCAACCGCCACAAUAACAACAACGGUGGUGCCUGCCGCCCCCUCAAAAUCGGCACCACCCACUCCAACAGCAACAACAACAAACGCACGCACCGCCGACUGUCGCAAAUUCACGCCGAACAUUUUCAACAAGAGCAAGUGCAGCCACUGCUUUCGCCAGCGGGAGGAGCACUCGGCCGCCGCCUUGGAAUGCAAUAGGGCAUCGCGAAAGGUCUCCAAAUGCGGAUAUCUGUUUGUGGCGCCAGAUUGGGACUUUAGCAAUCCAUUGUACAGAACAAAGCGCUGGCAGAGAAGAUGGUUUGUUCUCUAUGACGAUGGCGAGCUGACGUAUUCGGUUGAUGAUUAUCCCGAAACAAUACCGCAGGCGAGCGUCGACAUGACCAAAGUGCUGGAGGUGACGGGCGCCGUGGAGGUGACGGGUCACCCCAACUCCAUCGCCAUAACCGCCCCCGAGCGCGUGACCUUUGUGAAGGGCACCAGCUCAGAGGAGUCCCAGUGGUGGCUCAACAUCCUGGCGGCCUUCCCCAAGUCGAAGGGUCGCCACAAGAGGAGUGCCACGCUGCCCGGUGGUCAAGUGGUGGGCAGUCUGCGUCAGUCGAGUAAUGGCGAUUUAACGCUAUCUACCAAGUUGGGCAAUCGGCACAGCUCCUACCACAAGGACACCCUCACGUCCUCGCAGUCGGCGGGAAACCUGUUGAGCUCGCUGGAUCUGGGACCGAGUUCCACGAAAACAGGUGGAUCGCCACUGAACACCACGCAAUCGCCUCUCGCCGACGACGAGGAGGACGAUGGAGUGGAAACCGGCGAGGAUGUCGACGAGGAGGACGAGGAGGAUGAGACGUCGGUGUCCAGGAAGUCAAAGACUGUCAGCCUUGGCGGCCAGGACGAGAACAAUCGGAAUGCCGGCAACGAGAUCACAAAUCGGGUUUCCCAGCCCACCACCUGCCUGCUGAUCGAGGACAUUCGUCGCGACGAGAAGACGAUCAAGGACAUUGCCAACACGAUUACGAAUCUGAGUCAGCAGCAGAACAAGCGCUGGUCCACGGCGGUCAACAAUGCUUUGAACAACCAGCAUCACUUCAGCCAUCACAGCCAGUACAGCCAAGUGAAUUCAUCGCGGGACGAGACGGACUUCCAGGUGGUGUCCUCGAAUAGCAAGUCCCAAAAUCCCACCAACGAGCGACCCAAAUCACUGCCCCUGGCCUCCAAUUCCACGCCGGCGAUUGUUUCGGCCAUAGUCAAGAAGAUACCCACGGUUAUGGAGCAGGGUGAGAAAACGAAGCCCACUGCCAGGCUGCAGUUGCAUCUUAAAUCCCCCAAACACUAUCAACAUGAACGUGGUGAUCCCGAUGGUGGAUGCAACUUGGAUGAGCUGUGCGUUAAUUACAUGGCCAAAACGGAUGAGCUCCGAUCGGUGGGAAAAGCGACCGGUAAGACAACCUCCGGUCAAGGCAAACCGCCGGUUAAAGCGGCAGCCGAGGAAUCGCUGAAUGCCAAGAAGGGUUGGCUGAUGAAGCAGGACAAUCGAACGGGCGAUUGGUCCAAACAUUGGUUUACUUUGAGUGGAGCUGCACUUUUCUACUACCGCGAUCCUUUAUGUGAGGAGCGAGGAGUUCUUGACGGAGUCCUGGAUGUGAAUAGCUUGACAUCCGUGGUGGCGGAACCUUCGGCCAGUAAACAGCACGCCUUUCAGCUGACCACUUGGGACAAACAGCGUUUGGUUUUGGCCAGUCUGUCGCCGAGUUCGAGGAACAGUUGGUUGGCUGUGCUGAGGAGUGCAGCGGGUUUACCCCAGGUGGAUAGUACGCCACCCAAGCAGACGGAUAUCGAGCAGGACUUUAUCAAGGCGCAGUUGCAACAGCCCACGGCAACGAGUCCUGCUACUCCAGGAACCCCCGCAGGUCCCCAUUUCUCCUCGGAUGAGGAGUAUAGAACGGCUUCGGAGGGAGGUAGAAGAGAUAGCUUGGACUGGGGAUCUCCCUUGUCCCCAUCACCCCCUGUCCUCCGGAGUUGCCUGCGCAAUCGCAGCCUGGCCAGUUUGCACAAGAGGAGUCGCAGUUCGCCGCCAAGUUCGCGACGCAGCACCGUGGACAGUGUGGCCAGUGAUGAGUUGCCCCUCCUGGUUGCUCUGCCAGAGGAACUGCCAACCGAAAGCAGGGAACUCAAGCAGCAAUGUGAAACGUUAAGGGCAGAGGCUUCUCUGAGGGAGGCUCGAAUGUCUGAACUUCUAGCCACCCUUCAAAGAACCGAACAGCAGUUGACUGCUAGACUUCAGGAGCAACAGCAGCAGCUGAACAGCGAACUCAGCCAGGCCAAGCAGAGUGCCUCUGAUUUAAUGCAUAACCUAGGACUCCAGCUGACCGAAAGUCACGGGCAAAUCAAGCAGCUGGAGGAUCGUUUAGCACAGGGUAUUGAGGAGAACGAAGGACUCUACAAGAGGUUAAGGGAACUCCAGGGCAGCAGUGGUGGUUCAACUCCCCUGAGCAACCUGCAGCGUCACAAAAUCAAGCGAAUGGACUCCCUCAGCGAUCUGACCACCAUUAGCGACAUCGAUCCCUAUUGCCUGCAGAGGGAUUCCCUGGCCGAGGAGUAUAACGAACUGAGAUCGCGGUUUGAGAAGGCCGUGAAUGAGAUACGAGCUAUGAAGAGGGAACUCAAACAGUCGCAAAAUCAAUAUGAUGCCUUGGAACUGGCACAGGCUGCACUGCAGCAGAAGCUGGAGAGGCGGCAGCACGAGGAUGGAGCUCAGCUUCAGCUGAUGGCAGCUCGGAUUCAGGAUUUGACUUUGAAGUAUAGUAGUUCUGAAAGACAAGUGAGGGCCUUGAAGCAAAAGUUGGCCAAAUCCGAGAGGCGACGAUCGCUGAGCCUGAAGGGAAAAGAGCAACUAGAACUCAAGUUAAGCGAGCUGCAGAGGGAAACCACAAAGGAGGGUUCACCACCCAUGGAAUCCUCUAGCAGUGAAUCCAGUAGCCAAUCCUCACCCCUAAAUGCCCAUCUGCUGCAGAGACUCCACAGCCUGGAGCACGUGCUCCUGGGCAGCAAGGAGCGCCUGGAGCAGAGUCUCACCCAGCUGCAGCAGAUACGAGCGGGUCAAAGGUCACGGCGCUCCGUCUCGCCCAUGAACGAUAGGAAAGAUGGCCUCAGACAACUGGAACGGGCUCUGGCCGAAACCUGUGUGAUGGUCAGCGAACAGAUGGAGCUCACCUGCCUGCAGGAUGCCUGCCACAAGUGCUGCGAUCUCCGGCAGCGCGUGGAGAAGCUCUCGGCGCUGCAGCAGCAAACGGAGACGGAUCUGCAGAGGAGCGAGCAGCUGUUGGAGCAAAGGGAGGCGGAUCUCGCCCAGGCUUUGGAGAAGUGCGCAAACCAAGAGCAGGAACAGGAGCUGCUCCUCCAGCAGCGGAGGGAACUCAGCGAGGAGCUGGGCAGGCAGCAGGAGCGGUGCCGGCGACUCGAGAAGCGACUGGAGCUCCUGGAGCGGGAGCAUGGGAAGCAGCUGGAGUGCCUGAGGGAGGUCUACCACACCGAGCACGCCAAUGCCGCGGAUGAGCAGAGCUUCCGCAAGCGCUACCAAACCGAAAUUGAGCAGCUAAGGACCCUCUGCGAGAAGGGAUUGAGUGCCAUGGAGACCUCUCAUAGGCGGCUUACUUGCGACCUGGAGCAGAAGCACAAGAUGGAGAUUGAGCGCCUGCUGGCCGAGAAGGAAACCGCGCUGGCCGAGGAGACUCAGGCCACCUUAGCUGCCCUGGAUGCCAUGAGAAAGGCACACCAGAGCGAAGUUCAGCGGGAGGUGGCUCGAUUCAAGCAGGAGUUCCUGCGACAGGUCCAAAGAGGCGAGCAAAUGCGGGGUGAUGGAGCCAAACUGAAGGAGGAGGAUCUCGGAGAGCUUCGUCUGGAAAUUCUGUCCUUUUCCGAGAAGUACUCCAUCAAGUGUGUGGAAAAUGCUGCCUUAGAGGAGAAACUGCAUAUGGCCAACAGCAAGCUGAGGCACUUUCAGCAAAUGCAGCAAUUGGAGCUGAGAAACAAGCAAUUUCGUGCCCACUUGGCCUCCGAUGAUCCAUCAAACGAUGUUCACUUCGUGCAGGGCCUGACCACCGACGCUCGAGAGGGUGCUGAUUGUGAAGAUAGCGAGCCUGCACCACAAAUUAUGGGUGCAACAGCAACAACUGCCACAACCACAGCAACUACUACCACAACAGCGGCCUCGAGCGACACUGAGUCCAAUCCCGAUUCCGAGUCCGAAUCCGAUAGAGAAACCGCCGAUUCCAGAUCAGCACCCGAGAAAAUGGAGCAAAGUCUCUUCGUGAUACCCUCCCAUAUGCUAAACUGUUCCCCCGCGUCUGCCGCAAACGCUUCUGAUCAGAGUGAGAGAUCCCCACUACUCUAUCGAGAUCUCGAUGGGCUGGAGGAUGGCUACGAGCCAUGCUACAGGCCCUUCGAUAUAUUCGCCAUCUAUCAGAAUCGUUUGAGCUUCCAAGGUCUGAGGGGCAGCUCCACGUUUGGCAAGAGUUUGAGAAAGUCCGCUGCACAGACAUCACCAGCAUCAUCAGAACUAACAACAAAAACAGCACCCACAACCGAUCCAAAUAAGCCCAGUCACAAGCAAAUGUUUAAAACGGCUGCCGUCAUUAACAUUCAGCAACAGGAACUCCAGGAAGAAAAAGCACAAUGAACAAAUCGAAAUGAAAAACGAAAUGCAAUAACCAAGAGCAAGCAAACAACAAACAGAACCAGUGGAACAACCAAAGAAUAAUUAGUGCUAAUAAUAACUAAAUAAUUAUAAUUAUUUAAAGUAUAUUAAUUAAACCAAGCAACCAAAUGCAAGACAAAAAUCGAACGGCACAACAUCCGAAAUGAUGUAUGUACAUAAAACGAGUAACAUUUCUCUAACAGAGCGCAAAACUGGUUGAGGAGAUCAUAAUGAUGAUGAUGAUGAUGUUGGUGAUGUAGCAUGCGAGUGAAAUAUGCGUAGAGGAGCUUCAGAUUUCAUAUGGAGUUGAGUUGAGCUAACAACGACUGUUCACCCCCCUCCAAUGCAAAAAGUGGAAGGGACGUCGAGCAAUGGAAAACUAACCCCCAACAACAAAAGUAACAACAACAACUGCGUCAUCAACAGCUACAAAAACAAGAACAAUUUUGGGCCAAAUUUAUGUAUUUAUCAUCUAUUCUAUCAUUGUAUCUGUAUGUUAUUCUACUGUACGGUUUAUCCAAUCUCUAUGUCCACAAAAUGUGUCAUUUAUUUAUGUUUAUAUGUAGUUCAUAGGUCAAUCAAGCUUAUUCGCUUCCCUUUGUUUCGUUUGUAUUAAAUAUAUCGAAAUUGUUUUCAGCUUACAUACAUGUAAAUGCAUUAUACAUAUAAAGGAAAAUACAAACAAUAAAUCAUUUAA
Molecule: messenger RNA, 6046 nt
Organism: Drosophila takahashii
Lineage: Eukaryota; Metazoa; Arthropoda; Insecta; Diptera; Drosophilidae
Gene: osp
Product: myosin phosphatase Rho interacting protein outspread
Cellular component (GO): actin cytoskeleton
Molecular function (GO): actin filament binding
Source: RefSeq, a predicted model, not a curated record